AUGUUGUUCUAAGGUGAAGAUAAUACAUUUCUAAGUUCAAACAUAUGUUAAGUAUGUCAAUAACCAUGUAAGACAUGUACAUCACUAAAUUCAUGUACUUCUUGUAUUGAGGGUUAUUGUAUGGAUUCAAAUAAUACAUGUUAAGUAUGUUCAUCUGAUUGUAAUACAUGUAUGAAUAAUAAUACAAAAUGUACCUCUUGUAAAGUUGGAUAUUACUUAAAGGAUGAUAGAUGUUUUGAAUGUGAUUCUAAUUGUAUAGAAUGUACUUCAUUUAAUGAUUGCAUUAAAUGUAAAUCACCAGCUAUCUCUAAUAUUAAGCACAAUUGUGAAUUAUAAAAACUUGUGCUAAUUCUUAAUGUACUUAAUGUUAUUCUGAAAAUACAUGUGAAACUUGUCCAAUAUCUUAAUUUACAAAUAAUAAUAAUUGCUUAAUUUGUGAUGAUAAUUGUAAAUCAUGUAAAUUCGAUGCUAAAACAUGUACUUCUUGUAGAAAUGGAUCAUAUUUAGAUAUAUCUACUAAUACUUGUAAUGAAUGCAAUUUAUCAUGUAAGACUUGUGAAUAAUCAAGUAGUGAUUGUCUAUAAUGUUCAAAUAAUUAUUACUUAUCAUCUAAUAAUAUUUGUGAGAAGUGUAAUAUAAAUUGUAAAUCUUGUUAAUUAUCAAAAGAUAAUUGUACAAGUUGUUAAUCUGAUUAAUAUCUAUAAAAUGCAGAAUGUUGAUUAUGUUCAAAACAAAUGGAUGGAUGUAAAGGUUGUACUAAUUUCAAAAGUUGUUUAAAUUGUUUUAAAAGUAUAUUAUUAAGGAAUCGAAAAUUCUUGUAUAAAAUGUCCAUCUGAAUGUUAAGUAAGUAAUUCUUCAACUAAUUGUUCUGAAUGUUCAUUUACAUCAUAUCAAUACAAUUCGACUACAAGCAACAAAUGA
Messenger RNA from Paramecium sonneborni, 921 nucleotides. The record is from the annotation of a GenBank genome assembly. NCBI's taxonomy places the organism in Eukaryota, Ciliophora, Oligohymenophorea, Peniculida, Parameciidae.